Messenger RNA from Amorphotheca resinae ATCC 22711, 910 nucleotides. RefSeq lists its product as hypothetical. Gene Ontology annotation, cellular component: mitochondrion. The transcript is spliced from 3 exons. Lineage: Eukaryota; Fungi; Ascomycota; Leotiomycetes; Helotiales; Amorphothecaceae. The record is from RefSeq and is a predicted model, not a curated record. Bases 40 to 846 code for a protein of 268 amino acids.
AUUUGCAAUAACAUUCAUUCUUUAGAGAUUUCCGGCAUCAUGGCAAACCCAGGCCUCGGCUCGGCGCACACGCUCCCUCGAUUCUUGCUCCCCCGGUUGAGCUGGAUUGCAGUUCCGGCCCAUGGACAGACUAUUCGAACAUUGAGCGCUCUCUCCUACCGCUGCCCUCACCUACCGAAACCUGUAGAGAGGCCAUUAACCCGCAUUCCUACCGGUGCAAGGCCCCAUGGCGCUCGAUCAAAACCAAGCAUCCUACAGAGCCCCUCCAUUCACCGGGCUUUCCAUGCAACAGCACGACAAUGCCGAGACCAUCACUUCGAUACUCUUAAAUUUGUGCAACGGCUACAAGAAGAAGGAUUCUCAGAGAAGCAAGCAGUAGCUAUGAUGAGAGUCCUCAGCGAUGUGAUUGAAGAAAGUAUCCAAAACCUCACUCGCACCAUGGUACUCCGUGAAGACCAAGCUAAAGCAACCUACACACAAAAAGUCGACUUCGCGAAACUGCGCUCUGAGCUGCUCUCAGCCGAUUCCGCCGAAUCCUCCACAACCCGCGCCUCACAAGAACGUCUUUCAAACGAGCUCGCGAAAUUAAACAGCAGGCUACGGGACGAGAUUAGUAGGACGCAGGCGUCUGUGAGGUUGGACCUGAAUUUGGAGAAGGGGAGGAUUAGAGAGGAAGCCAAUGUGCAAGAGUUAAAGAUUAAGGAGACGGAGACGAAGAUCGAACAAGAGGUUGCGGGGCUGAGGGAGAAGCUGGAAGGGGUCAAGUUCCAGACCUUGCAAUGGCUUAUGGGUGUUUGCACCGGUACCGCCGCUUUGAUUCUUGGUGCUUGGAGAUUGUUGAUGUAGACAUAUAUAUGGCAUCCCGGUUUUGGGUAGGAAACAAAUACAGUUUUUAAUUUAUGAUUUUAUC